This is a messenger RNA of Racocetra persica, 262 nucleotides long. The record is from the annotation of a GenBank genome assembly. Lineage: Eukaryota; Fungi; Glomeromycota; Glomeromycetes; Diversisporales; Gigasporaceae.
GGUCAGAACACUUUGACAACUUAUCAACAACAGGCACAGCAAUUACAACAAUCACAACAAAAUCAGCAGUUACAAGUUCAGCCAGUUACCCAGGUUCAACCAGUCCAGCAAACGGCAAAUCAAUGGGUUGAUAACGCUAGAUACAACAAUGGGAUAUCGGGAUACACAGCAACGCCAAACCGACAAGGAUAUUACAACACUCAGCAGGGAUAUAAGGGAUGUAACCGAUGUAUAAUGAAUUCUCGGUUUAGCGAUAUUACAA